Messenger RNA from Prorocentrum cordatum, 1674 nucleotides. Lineage: Eukaryota; Dinophyceae; Prorocentrales; Prorocentraceae. The record is from the annotation of a GenBank genome assembly.
AGCUCUGCAUGGCCGCGUUCGAGGGGCCACCUGGGCGGUCGGGCCAUGCCGCCGCCAGCCGAUGUUCCUCUCCGCAGCGCGGCGCGCGGCUCGGAGGCCAAUCCACUUGAUCACAACUGCCGAUCAGUGCAGGUCUCUGGUGGAGCGCGUCCUCAGCUCGGGGCAGACCUGCGUAGGAGUGGACUGCGAGGGCACCCAGAUCGGCCGAUUCGGCAAGCUCUCGCUCCUCCAGCUCGCCACGGACGACGACGUGUUCCUCGUGGACGUCGCGGUGGGCGGCGCUGGGAUCGUGGAGCCCCUGAGCUCGCUGCUCGGGAGCCGCGACGUUGUGAAGGUGUUUCAUGACUGCCGGGAGGACGCAUCGCUGCUGCUGGAGCGGCACGGCAUGCCGCUCGUGGGAGUGUUCGACACGCAGGUGGGGCACCAGCUGUGGCUGGAGAGGUUGGGCCUGGAGGCCUACCAGGCCAGCGCCGCCGAGGUGCUGCGCACCUUCCAGCUCGGCCUGUACCGCGCGCACCGGUGGUCGGAGCUGGAGAAGAAGCCGGUGAGGCCGCAGCUGUGGGGCGAGCGCCCUCUGGACCCGGCCGCGGUCCGCUACGCGGUGGAGGGCGUGGCGCACCUCUUGCCGCUGCGCCGCGCCAUCUGCCGGGAGCUGGGAGACCCGGAUGGUGACCUCGUGCUCCGCCGAAGCAUGCGCUACACGGACUACGCCCGCUUGAACUUGGCGGAAUUGCCUAAUGAGGACAUCUCGUGGCUACGCCCAGGUGCUCCCAUCAAGGGCAUGUUGGCGACUCGUCGAGCAGACGCUGCCUACUUCAAGGUGAAUUGCAGCCCCCUCACGGGCGCCGUGGUGGACCGGGCGGACCUGCAGGACUUCGCGGACCUGCAGGCUGGCGACGUGGCCUCUUGCAUUAUCAAGUCGGUCAGCGAGUGCCGCCAGUUCGCACAUCUGCGCCGCGAGGGCCACGGCGAGCUGGUCUUCGACCGGCGGCACCGGGAGAUGCGGCGACUGCCAGGAACUGCCGCGCUGGACGAGGCCAAGCCCUCCCGCGAGUCGAGCCUCUACGGCUUCGGCGCGGGCGACGCGAGCGGCCGCCCGGCCGUGGAGGCGGAGCCCGGCAGCUUCCGGGAGCCGCGGCCCGAGAUCUUCUACAAGUCCGGCAAGCGCAACGUGCCGAAGACGAGGGACACCGGCAUCAAGCCGCCCAGGCGGUGGCUUCCGCACCCCGGGCGGCAACACUUUGCUGGGCUGCCUCGAGCGAGGCGCCGCGGUCCAGCCGGCCCAUGACCAGCCGGCUGCCCGGCGGCGGGCGCGGGACGUGCGGCACGGGCGGUCUGCGGGCACCCCGGUGCGGGCCUGCGCGCGGCUUCCGCCGCGUGCUCCGCGGUGGCAGCGCAGCGUUGCACACGGUCAGAGGUCAUCCUCCUCCUGCUCUUCUUGGCGUCGUCGUCGUCGUCGUCGUUGUCGUGUUGUCCUCGCUGGUGGUCCCCCUCCCCGCCUUCGCCGCCCUGCUGCUGCCGCCGUCCUCUCUCCACGCGUCGCGCCCCGUCGCUGGCAUGAUGCCUGUAGCCUUCUUAAGUCGGGCGUGGACGCGCCCGACCUGACUGCAGCCCCGCGGUUGGCACGGCUCGCCCGGCCGUGCGCGUGCGGGCGAGGAGCGGCGGGGCCCCACC